GAUAAAUUUUUUUUUCAUUUAUUUAUAUUUAUUUUUUAAAUAUAAAUGAAAAAUUUAUCUUUAUUUUUUAAGUAUAAAUGAUUCAUUUACAUUUAUUUUCCAAAGUAACACUAAAUUAACACCCCUAUUACUGAUGGAUGUAAAUAUGUCAGUAACGUAGGUCAAAAACGCACAGGUUCGCUUCCUAAACUUGAAGAGGAAUUUCUGAAGGGUUUAUGAGGGUAUCACCAUACGGAACGAAUAAGAGUUCAGAAGAGCUCAAAACUUUUUUCUAAGGGUAGUUUUCUAAACUCAAAAGCGUUCCGCUCAGUGACAGCUUUGAAACUAUUUUUGGUUUUUUAAACUACAAUUGUUUUGGUACAGAGCAUAAGCAGUUAUCAGUGACUUGAAAUUACCGUAUGGCUAAACACUAUACUUGUGCCAGACAUUCUAAAUAUAAGUAUUUUCUUCACAAUCAACAACUCUAACCUGAAUAUCAAAAGCAACAAGAAAUUAUUUAACCCUUCUGAUGAAAAAGUGAAACCAGAGAUUGUUGUUUUUCAAAAUUUAGCAACCACAACCAGCACUUACUCAACAAGCACUACGUCAAGUAAUUCACAGCAGGAAAUGAUUUAACUCUUCUGACGAAAAAGUGAAACCUGAGAUUGUUGUUUUUCAAAAUUUAGUAACCACAACCAGCGCUCACCCAACAAGCACAACGACGAGUAAUUCACUGCAUUCUAGAGUUUUUUCGAAUACUCAAACUGUCAUUGUUCUAGCCACAACAACAACAUUUGCUUGUCCAACAAAUUACGCCAGUCCUUAUGCUACAUAUAAUACACUUCUCUCAACAUCCCCCGCUGCAACAGGGGGUAUAAUAAAACUUUGGCAUUAGCUUUGUGAACGAUAUGUUUUUCUUAUAGCUUAUGAUACAAAUGUUGUUGUGAAUGGUAAUGGAGAAACCGGUGCUUGUGAAACAGGUUCUGGAUCAAUAUCUCCACCCGGCUGGACGACAAGCGGGCCUAUAACACAAGUAUCUUACAACAAUCCAACAUAUGGUGAUCUAUCACUUACUGAUCCCGGUCCGAGUGAUCGUGGAUGCUGCUACUUUUUUGGUCAAAUAUCAGCUAAUACUAGUAUGUUACAAACUAUUAAUCUCACAGCUUAUUCAACGGCUAUUGAUGCCCAUAACGUUUCAUAUAAUUUGUCGGCAUGGCUCGGUGGAUACGGGACUCAAGACGAUAGUGCCGCAGUCAUCGUUCUAUUUUUCAGCCAAUCGAUGCUCCUGCUCGGUUCAAGUACGAAGAUUGGUCCUGUGUACGCGGCUGCGCGUGGGAGUAUUUCUAAAUUAUUGUAUCAAUCAACGAAAGGGAUGGUCAUGGUAAAUGUUCGUUAUCUACAAGUACAAGUUAUCAUAACACGAUCCGUUCCAAAUUCGAAUGAUGGUGACGUUGACGAUGUAUCAGUAGUACUUUCUCAAUGA
Didymodactylos carnosus is the source of this 1462-nucleotide messenger RNA. The record is from the annotation of a GenBank genome assembly. NCBI's taxonomy places the organism in Eukaryota, Metazoa, Rotifera, Eurotatoria, Philodinida, Philodinidae.